Molecule: messenger RNA, 1753 nt
Organism: Xyrauchen texanus (razorback sucker)
Lineage: Eukaryota; Metazoa; Chordata; Actinopteri; Cypriniformes; Catostomidae
Exons: 11
Coding region: 170-1675 (501 amino acids)
Biological process (GO): protein ubiquitination; ubiquitin-dependent protein catabolic process; positive regulation of DNA-templated transcription
Cellular component (GO): cytoplasm; nucleoplasm
Molecular function (GO): ubiquitin protein ligase activity
Source: RefSeq, a predicted model, not a curated record
CUGAAUGCUCAAUGGCGGUAUUUGCCAUGGUGACUUCAAUAAUCGAUGAUGCGGUAUCUAAGCGAAAAAUUUGCGUUUCACGUUGUUAUGUUGUAUCAAGAUGAUUCAUCAGCACACCAGCUGUCAACUGUAGCCACAGGACGACUCCAAUAAGCCAUAAUCAGAAGUAAUGUUUCACAUACAGGAGAGCUCGGAGCCGAGCAGUCCUCUGUACCGUCCCUGGAUGGAGUCAGACACUCCUGACUCUCUCAACAAUGCCUGUUUGUUGAAUGACAGCGAUUUCCUUUUGGAAGACCCCGGGCUUUCUCAUGAAUUGUCGUCCAUUAUCAUCCCAGAGACCCCUAGCCCCAUGACUCACAGAGGAAAACGGCAUUCCCAAAAAGAUGAUGACAGAAGUGUGGCUACAUCGUCCCAUUCAGAUGGUAGAAAAUUAGAAAGACGAGGAAACAUUCCAGGAUACCUGAGUACGACUCCAAGCUCCCAAAGAACAAUUAAGCGGCGUAAACUGGAGGACUCAAAUGCAGGUGCGAUUGUCCGCGGGAACUUUGACAUUACACCAGGAGCAAAUGGAUUUGUAGCUGCCUCAUCUCUGUUACCAUCUCAUUUUAAAUGGCUGGAGUCUCCACGUCCAGCAAUGUCCUCGGUUUCCCAUCCUCCUGCAUCUUCAAAACCCUCUUCUUCGGCUGGGUCUUCUACAUGUGUACUGGAUCCAAUUAGCGAUCAGACAUAUUUAAAUGAGUUGUUAGGGAUGGGUUGCACCUCUAAGCAGAAGACGAAAAGCACCACCAAUGGAAGGGAACAGAGAUCUAAAAAGACUUUCUAUAGCAAGAAACGAUCUAGAGCCUCUAAAAGUACAUCAGCAGAGCCCAAGACAGACUCCCCUUUACUUGCCAUAGAGGAACAUGAUUUAUUGCUUGAUGCCGCAGAGAGAAUACGAGGACCAGUAAAUACAUCCACAUGUCAGAUACCAGAAGAUGUUGUCAUCAUAGAAGAUGAUGCCAAGGAUGUUGGUGUCGAUAGUAUGGUCCGUACAGCUCAGAUGGUUGAGGAUGAGGCUUAUGCCAGAAGCCUUCAGGAACAAUUUGAUAUAGAAGAGCGACUGGAGCAAGAGCAGCGGAGGCUACAUUCCAGAUCACCAAGCAGAAAUUACCACAACCAAAUGGUUGAUCCUUAUGUUGGCUUGGGAUGGAUCUCUCCAUGGGCCUCAAUGAUCAACUCUGCAUCAUUCUCACAUGGAGCCUCAGAAUUUUCAGAGCUCCAGCAGGCCAUGUUUGGAGAGCAACCCCGAAGACAACAGGGAGGCCGUCAGACCGGCAGAACUCGUAAUUCCCGGCGCCGACAACCUUCUCACUUGCAUAUGGACGUGUUUGAUGACUUGCAGGGAAAUAAUUACGAGGCUCUUUUAGCAUUUGAGGAGCAACAAGGUGCUGUAGCCAAAAACACUUUGAGCAAGGCAGAGAUCGAAAGGUUGCCCACAAAAGUGUAUGAUCCUUCACACAGUGCAGGAAAGACAGACUGUCAGAUCUGUUUCAGUGAGUACAAAGCGGGCGAGAGGCUUCGAAUGCUCCCAUGCCUCCAUGACUACCAUGUGAAGUGCAUUGACCGCUGGUUAAAGGAGAAUGCCACUUGCCCCAUAUGCAGAGCAGAUAUAUCAGUAUGUGGAGGUUUUUCUUAAGAAUGCACGAGUUCAGGACUUGUGUCUACCUCAGAGCUGGUCGUGUGAUCACCUGUCUGACUUUUAAUGUUACUGUGA